ACUUCAAGAGAAAAAUGAAUAGGCUAGAGAUUUUGAUCCAAAAUAGAAAUGAGCUACAGAAUAAAUUUAGAAUAAAAACAUUUGAUGGAAAUGCUUUAAAUCAUCAAGGCCCUGUAAAAUUGUUUAACAAUGUUAAUGGCGACUUACAGUGGCGGAACAAUGAACAAAUUAGAACAAUUCAAAUAUAUUUAAGUAGGAAAAUGUGUAAUAUACAAGCUCGAUCACCUUCUAGGAUUCAGAAAUCAAUUAAGACAGUUAAGAUCGUGAAAGAUAUCAAACGUUUAGCAUCGCAUUUGCAGCUGGGGUGGAACAAACGCAAAAUUUUAAACAAAAACGUUCUCCCAGAAUUAAGAAAAUUUGUUAUUUCAAAGCAACCAAGUGAUCUCGUUUUUGCCGAGUCAGCAUUUUGGUUAGCUGAGUGUAUAAGUCAAAUACAUUUAGAGUUGGAAAAUAACAAAAGUGAGUUAGUUACUCAAAAUUUCGAUAAGACAAGUCAAGUUGACUCUUUAAGCGCCAAAAGCCGAGUCUAGAGAUGCGAAGACUUAAGUUUCGUUCGAGAAAGAAUGUUGACGACAAUCCUCGCGAGAAAUUUAUAGUGGACUUUGAGAUUCAGGAAAGAUUUAUACUUAGAAAAUGCUUUGAAAAGCAAAAUUAUUUGGUAAUGUGGCA
Messenger RNA from Owenia fusiformis, 669 nucleotides. The record is from the annotation of a GenBank genome assembly. Lineage: Eukaryota; Metazoa; Annelida; Polychaeta; Sabellida; Oweniidae.